CCGACUGCAAGCGUAAACAUAUUCGUCGCAAGCCAUGUAUGUGCUACUUGACGGGCUUCUGUCCAUACGGGCUCGACUGCAAGGAUGCGCAUCUGCAGUUCCUUGUUCCGCCCAAGGCUCCUCCUGUGAUACCCAUGACCGCUGCUUAGUCUUUGCUUCAGUCAUCAUCGACAUCCGAAGCCAGUGUCGCCGGUCGUUCUGCAGCUUACUCAACGAUGCAAGGAUCAGCAUUUCCUUUCGAGUCAUUGCUGGUGGCGUUGUCAUUGCUCUGCUCUUGUAUGGGUCUUGCAUGGUCAUUGUACUCAGAAGGCCUGUUGCACGGUGCACAGCAGAGUGCACGAGAAGAAGUCGAGUGAAACGUAGAAGCAAUCGGCAAAAGAUCGCAGUGGCUAGGAGGCUCACAAU
Messenger RNA from Protomyces lactucae-debilis, 405 nucleotides. RefSeq lists its product as uncharacterized. Lineage: Eukaryota; Fungi; Ascomycota; Taphrinomycetes; Taphrinales; Protomycetaceae. The transcript is spliced from 3 exons. The record is from RefSeq and is a predicted model, not a curated record. The annotation marks the transcript as partial.